Solea solea (common sole) is the source of this 2388-nucleotide messenger RNA. It is a transcript of the gene cd4-1, whose product is annotated as CD4-1 molecule. Gene Ontology annotation, molecular function: MHC class II protein binding; protein tyrosine kinase binding. Lineage: Eukaryota; Metazoa; Chordata; Actinopteri; Pleuronectiformes; Soleidae. The record is from RefSeq and is a predicted model, not a curated record. Gene Ontology annotation, cellular component: external side of plasma membrane; membrane raft. Gene Ontology annotation, biological process: T cell activation; positive regulation of ERK1 and ERK2 cascade; interleukin-15-mediated signaling pathway. The transcript is spliced from 11 exons. The coding region runs from base 202 to 1584 and encodes 460 amino acids.
CUGCAGUGCAUGCAGCCUACCAAAUGUCAGAGCCAGACUCAUCGCUGCACUGAACACAUCACAUACCAAUCAGUGGCGAGGGAGGUGCAACAUCUUUUAAAAAGGUUUUGUUUGAUAAAUAGUCAACAUUUCCUCUUCACACCAGACCUGAACACAGACGGACACUCCGGCGCUCAACGACAAUAAACUCUACAAACGAGGAUGGGAAACUUCCUUCAGCCCGUCAUCAUUCUCUUCUCUCUGCUCGUCUCAACAACAGGUGCUGUGCAGGUGGUAUAUGCCCAGGUUGGAGAGACGGUUAACCUUAAGCCUCUAGAGUUACAAAAAUCACAGAAUUAUGUGUACUGGACAUUUAUGGACCUUCAACUUGGCUGGCGCAAUCACCUCGGUGGAAAGUCUCUGACCGACGCUGAAGCCUGGAAAAAUAAGCUGAGCAUGACUGACGACUCACUGAUCAUCAAAGACAUCCAACAAGAAAACUUUGGCACAUUUCAAGUGUCAGUGUCAAGUCAUUCUCCGCCCAUCUCGACCAUCGUACUUGUCAAAGUUGAGGUGAGUAAGAUCCCCGCGUCUCCUCUGCUGCCUGGAGAAUCUCUGUCUCUCCAUUGCAGCGCAGACGUUAGCCAGAAGCCUGAGAUUUACUGGUUGGAUCCCACAGGAGAGAGAAAGACAAAAAAUGACGGCAGUUUCUCCACAAGAGUCACAGGCCAACACAAUGGCGAGUGGACCUGUGUUGUCGCUCAACAAAAACAUGUCAAAAUGUCCAUCACAGUUGUGGAUCUUUCUCCAGCUCCUUCACAUGCUCAGUAUACGUCCACAUCUACACCCAUCACCAUCCCCUGCUCUCUCUCUCCUCACAUCACCUGGGAACAAAUCAAGGCUAAGGGCGUCCAGGAAGUUCACUGGCAAUUCUUCCCUCGGCAGUCUUCAGGCGUCAGUGCUGUUAAGGCACAGAGGCUUUUCUUUCUCUCGCUCGAGUCGAUGCUUUUCACUGCAGAGCAAAACAGAGACCUGAGGCCUGUUCUACAGCCCACGACAGGAAAUUUCACUUUGACCAGAAAGCAGGGCAGAGAAGAAGACGCAGGAGACUACGUGUGCAUGAUGAAAUUCAAAAAUGGCGUGACCCUGAACACAACUGUACGCGUGGACGUGCUGCAGAUCAUGGCCUAUCCAGGAGCAGACUUACAUCCCGGCCAGCUGCUCAACCUGACUUGCAGCAUUGGCCAUCCGCUGCCCUCUGACCUCAGGCUGCAAUGGUCACCACCCAAACAAUCACCUCAGGAGUUUGUCCAUCACUCUGCUCAUCUCACCAUCCCAGAGGUUUCCACAGGAGAUGCAGGAAAUUGGGGGUGUUCUCUGUGGGAGGGCAAAAGGCGACUGACGUCAACUGUGAUAACGCUGAGCAUCGAAUACAGACUGAACGUGUGGAUGUUGGUGAUCAUAUGCGGCGCUGCAGUCAUCGUCAUCCUCCUCGUCAUCCUCAUUGUCAUCCUCUAUCGACGCAGAAAUCGGAAGAUGAGACACCUCAGGCAUCAACUCUGUCGAUGCAAACACCCCAAGCCCAAAGGAUUUUACAGGACGUGAUAAAUCUCCCACAUGGACAUUUUUAAGAGGACAUGGCAACCAAUUAAAUUGCUGUCUAUGAUGAGGUGGAUUUUUUUUUUUUUGGAUCAUAUCUACAAACUGUGGACCUCUGUUCACAGAAAAAUGUAUCUUAUAGCUGUACAUAUCACACAACUUGGAUGGUUUCAUGUUCAUAUUGUAAGAGAAAAAAAAUCCAUUCAGUUCUAUUCAUUUUUUGUGAUCACUCUUAUCAGUUCCUGUUUAUAUUCAGGUCUUUUAAGAGUAAUUGCUAUGUGAUUUACAUGUGUAUUUUAUGAUUCUCUAUAAAAUACUGCAUUGGCUUAAAUACCUGCUGCUAUAAAUAUGUGCAUGUUCAUAUUGUUGACAAUUAAACUUUAUUAUUCAAAGCAGAACAGAAAUAUGUUUACUUAUAUAAAGUAUAUAUAUAUAUAUUUAUAUAUAUAUAUACACAUGCUGAUAUAAAGAAGAAUGAGCAUUGAACAAAACUGUCAAAAAUGUGUAAUGAAGAUUUUCUGUUAUUGUGGUCCCGGGCCCCUGCAGUUGUGUGUGUGGGGUGAUGAGGGCAUCAGUGGAGUGAGGUGGAAUCUCUCCACCACCACACAGUCUUCUCCUCAUCUGUCUCUGACUGUCCCACAAUCUUCAGAAUACAAAGAAGAAAAAAUCAGUGUGUUCUCUAAUGUGUAUGUGAGUGUGAAUUGGCUCUGACAUGCUGAAAUGGCCGAGUGGUUUUCCAUGUGUUUGAAGAAUCUGUGCUUCACCUGAAGAUUGCGUACAAUAAAAUAAAAGAAACAAAAACUUCUAAAA